AUGCUGGCGAGGUCGUGCCUGCGCUCGACGCGAGCGCUGGCCAGCGCAAGAAAUAGCGCGGUUCAGUUUACCAAGCGGGCGGCAUCUUCCUCGAGCUCCGGAUCCACUGCCGAAUCCCCCCUUCGCCUGAACGUGGCCGCCGCCGCCGCGACUGCCGUCGCCGCUGGCUCAAUCGCCUGGUACUACCAUCUCUACGGACCGACCGCACACGCCAUGACGCCGACUGAGGAAGGCCUGCACCCGACCAAGUACCCAUGGGUCCACGAACAGUGGUUCAAGACGUUUGACCACCAAGCCCUCCGGAGAGGUUUCCAGGUGUACCGGGAAGUCUGCGCUUCGUGCCACUCGCUCAGCAGAAUCCCGUACCGGUCCCUUGUCGGCACCGUCUUGACCGCCGAUGAGGCCAAGGCGCUCGCCACUGAGAAUGAGUACGACACCGAGCCCAACGACCAGGGCGAGAUCGAGCAGCGGCCCGGCAAGCUGUCGGACUACCUCCCCUCCCCCUACAAGAAUGACGAGGCCGCCCGCUUUGCCAACAACGGCGCCCUCCCUCCCGACCUGAGCCUGAUCGUCAAGGCGCGCCACGGCGGAUGCAACUACAUCUUCUCCCUGCUGACUGGCUACCCUGAAGAGCCCCCCGCCGGCGCCUCUGUUGGCGCAGGCCUCAAUUUCAACCCUUACUUCCCUGGAACUGGCAUCGCCAUGGCUCGUGUCUUGUACGACGGCUUGGUCGACUACGAGGACGAGACACCGGCAUCGACGCCGCAGAUGGCCAAGGACGUGGUUGAGUUCCUCAACUGGGCGGCCGAGCCCGAGAUGGACGAUCGGAAGCGCAUGGGCAUGAAGAUACUAGUGGUGACAUCUGUGCUGUUCGCAGUGAGCAUCUGGGUCAAGCGAUACAAGUGGGCGGCGAUCAAGUCGAGAAAAAUUGUCUACAACCCGCCAAAGGAUAACACGACCACCCGCUUCUAA
Molecule: messenger RNA, 972 nt
Organism: Lasiosphaeria miniovina
Lineage: Eukaryota; Fungi; Ascomycota; Sordariomycetes; Sordariales; Lasiosphaeriaceae
Product: cytochrome C1 family-domain-containing protein
Exons: 4
Coding region: 1-972 (323 amino acids)
Biological process (GO): mitochondrial electron transport, ubiquinol to cytochrome c
Molecular function (GO): heme binding; electron transfer activity
Source: RefSeq, a predicted model, not a curated record